This is a messenger RNA of Sphenostylis stenocarpa, 468 nucleotides long. The record is from the annotation of a GenBank genome assembly. Lineage: Eukaryota; Viridiplantae; Streptophyta; Magnoliopsida; Fabales; Fabaceae.
AUGCAUGAGUUCACGUGUCUCUUCUUCCAUUUCCAUUCUUCUUCAAUUCUCUCAACAGCAGCAACUACAACUAACCGCCCUCUUCUUACUUCACCACUCCUUCACUCCCUUCUCCAUGGGCUGAACUUCAACCCUUUUCCUUCAAUGGAGUGGGACAGCAAUUCCGAUCUCAGCGCCGACGACGACGAUGACGUUUCCUUUAACCUCAACGACGACGAUGAGAACGGCGUCGGGCCCCUUCCUUUCCCCGUCCUCCAGACCGCUCCCUGCGGCUUCGUCGUCACCGAUGCGCUCGAGCCCGACCAUCCUAUUAUAUACGUCAACGCCGUUUUCGAGAUGGUCACUGGCUACCGCGCAGAAGAAGUGCUCGGUCGCAACUGGUUAGUGCCUCUGUAUAGAUUUCUCCUCCUUAGGUUUAGGUUUUUCGCUCUGCCUCCAAACCCUAGGAAACCGUGUUAUGUUGUGUAA